Molecule: messenger RNA, 702 nt
Organism: Echinococcus granulosus
Lineage: Eukaryota; Metazoa; Platyhelminthes; Cestoda; Cyclophyllidea; Taeniidae
Product: CD63 antigen
Exons: 6
Coding region: 1-702 (233 amino acids)
Cellular component (GO): membrane
Source: RefSeq, a predicted model, not a curated record
AUGGCUCCGAACACAAAGGCUAAUGAUCCCUCUUUGAGAUGUCUAAAACUGUUGCAUUGGCUUACCAUCGUGUGUACAACUUGUGUCAGUCUUGCCCUUAUAGGAAUCGCUAGUUAUCUUAUCCACUGGUUUCGAUCAAAUGAUUUUACGAGAAAUUAUAACUACGUUGUCAUACCAGUUAUCCUUCUCUGCAUCGGAUUUACUACAAUACUGGUCUGUAUCCUUGGCGUGUAUGGGAGCAAAACAGAUAACCUCUGCAUGCUUAAGUUGUACGCAGGAAUUACGUGCAUUCUUCUCCUGCUGGAAAUAUGCAUUUCACUUGCAGCAGCGAUACUGAAAAACAAUCUAGAAAACUAUGUCAUUGAUGUUAUGAAGGACUUAGUGAGCAAUUAUGCCACUAGCAAUGAGACCAAGAAUAAAAUGGAUCUCAUUCAAAGUGAGUUUCAAUGUUGUGGAAGUAACAGUGCUAUUGACUACAGAAAUAUGAGUCUGCCAAUUCCGUCUUCUUGUUGUUUUCGGCCCAACUGUGUGGACAAAGACAUUUUCCCAAAGGGCUGUACGGUCGUACUAACCUCAUAUUUAAACCACAAGAUGCUAAUGAUGUCAAUUUCCUCCUUCGUGGCGUCUGUGGGAAACGCUUUUGCGUUCGCCUUUGCUAUCCUCUACGUUCGCAAUCUGAACCGCUACAACCAAAUCAAGUAG